Molecule: messenger RNA, 1316 nt
Organism: Vanessa tameamea
Lineage: Eukaryota; Metazoa; Arthropoda; Insecta; Lepidoptera; Nymphalidae
Product: gastrula zinc finger protein XlCGF8.2DB-like
Exons: 7
Coding region: 310-1293 (327 amino acids)
Source: RefSeq, a predicted model, not a curated record
GACUGUUAACCUGUAACUUGUUUCAACUUUUAAUUUGUAACAGAAACUUGUGACAAAUAGUGAAAGUAGCGUUAUUUACAUGAAGGUCUUAAUUCAAAUACAAGAAAUAAAUUAAAAUAACUACUACACAAAUCAUGCCUGCGUGGAAAUGUGGUAAAAAUGCUAAAAGCACAUCGCAGUUGAAUUGCAAUUUAAAUUUUCAAAUAUUUUGUAGAGAAACGAACUGGCCGUUAUGUUACAUCUAUUAAUAAUAAAUCAAAGUCUUACUGAUUAAUAACUUACGAAAGUAAAAUACAAAAUAUUCGUAAAAUGGAUUCACAAGCCCAAAACAAAAAGAAAACUUAUGCCUGCCUGUUCGCUGGAUGUACUUCUGUAUUUAAUAGGCCUUAUAGAUUAGCACAGCAUCAACUGGUCCACAUCGAUGUCAAACCUUUUGCAUGUAAUCAACCAAACUGUACUAAAGUAUACACAAACAAAAGCCACUUAGAUCGACACAUCAACAGCGUCCAUAAAGAAAGUGUAAAUGAUUUCCUUUAUUGUUGUCCAAAAUGUAUGAAAAAGUAUGCAAAUCGGCAAAAUUUAAAGCGGCAUAUAAAAGUAAGUCACACAAGUAACAAGAAGCAUUUUUUAUGUGACAUGUGCAAAUUAUAUUUCAAAAAAAAACAUCAAUUGCGUAGCCACAUGCAUGUACACAAUGGAAUAAAACCAUUUAGAUGUCUUCUCUGUGAAAAGGACUUUGUCACUCUGUAUGAUAAAAAGAAGCAUAUGAAAAAUCACAAAACAUAUGAGUGUGACCAGUGCAACAUGAAAUUUAAUCGCUGGUCAGCUUUGAUCACACAUAAAAAAAUAGUCCACCGGUCACGUGAGUACAUAUGUGACGACUGUGGUAAAGUUUUUAAGGAACGAUCACAUAUAAUACGACAUAUUAAAAAACACAAACCAAAUGCACUUAAAUCAAUCUAUUUUUGCCCAUAUGAAAACUGUCACAGGCAUUAUUCACGUAACAGUAAUUUAAAACAACAUAUAAGGGUAAAACAUGAAGGUCAGACAUUUGACUGUUCGAUUUGCCAAGCUAAAUUAUCCACAAAGGCAAAGUUAAAGAAGCAUAUUGAACAACAUUCUCGACCAGAAUUAAUGUUAAGAAUUCAAAAAACAUUGGAAACUGGCCGAAAAAAAAGAAAAGAUGAAAAUAUUUUUAAAACUUCAUCUGCACUUAAACUAGCCGGUAUUAUCUGCAAAGACAUCGAAGAAGUUACCAUACCUCCUAGUGAAAACGCUGUUGUGAAAUGUUAAAAGCUUUAUUAUUUAAGGUCGAA